GAAAGAGAAGGUUUGGCGGGUCUCAGCUCCCCCUCGCCCCCAGGCUCCCACUCCGUGAGGCAUUUCAGCACCUCUGUGUCCCCCCCGGCUGCCGGGAGCCCCGCUUCAUCGCGGUGGGUUACCUGGGGGACAAGCAGCUCCUGCGGUUCGACAGCCACGCCGCGUGUCACAGGAUGGAGCCGCGGGCGCCGUGGGUGGAGCAGGCGGGGCCGGAGUAUCGGGAGGAGGAGACUGGGAAUGAAGGCCCAACACAGACUUUCCGAGUGAACCUGCGGACCCUGCACGGCCGCUACAACCAGAGCGAGGCCGAUAACUCUCCUGAUCCUGUUUGCAUUCCAUCAUGGCAUCUUAAGCUCAUCCCUGAGGAACAACAUGAGCUCCCACUGCCAUCCCCGCGGAAAUCACAGGAGAGCCCCAAAUCCGAUGGACCAACUUCUGGAUGACCAUAUUGUCCAUCUCCCUAAUCAUAACUCUUCUGGCUGCCAUGCUUCUCACCACCACGGCAGUUUCCCCCAACCUCCUCCCCCUCCUCCCCCUCUUCCCCAUUCUCCUCGCCAUCCUGUUAAUGAAAGCCCACUUCAUACACCUCUCACUUUUACUCAAAUUUAUCAACUUGUGUAUAUGGCUUGUCAUA
This is a messenger RNA of Sapajus apella (tufted capuchin), 634 nucleotides long. RefSeq names its product patr class I histocompatibility antigen, alpha chain G-like. NCBI's taxonomy places the organism in Eukaryota, Metazoa, Chordata, Mammalia, Primates, Cebidae. Bases 174 to 443 code for a protein of 89 amino acids. The record is from RefSeq and is a predicted model, not a curated record. The transcript is spliced from 2 exons.